Messenger RNA from Meleagris gallopavo (turkey), 3968 nucleotides. RefSeq names its product ankyrin repeat and kinase domain containing 1 (gene ANKK1). Gene Ontology annotation, biological process: protein K6-linked ubiquitination; protein phosphorylation. NCBI's taxonomy places the organism in Eukaryota, Metazoa, Chordata, Aves, Galliformes, Phasianidae. Gene Ontology annotation, molecular function: protein binding; ubiquitin-protein transferase activity; ATP binding. The record is from RefSeq and is a predicted model, not a curated record. Gene Ontology annotation, cellular component: BRCA1-A complex; BRCA1-BARD1 complex.
AUGCACAUCUUCCUGCCAUCAGCCACAAAACACGACCGGAGCACCCGAGCACAGGGCAGUGUGGGAGAAGAUGCAAAGCCAGCUGAAGUCAGCACGAGUGCAAGGAAAACAGGACUCGCGGGAAGCAGUGCUCCUCUGCCAGCUGUGUUUAACUCGAGGCCGGAGCAGCACCCCGCAGCAGUGCAGGACAGCGAGGCUGCUUUAGCCCCAGUGCAGUCUGCGUCUGCAGAAGCUGUGAUUGAGACACACAGCUCCGCUGGGCAGCACCCUGGACCGCCUACGACAGGAUCGGCUGUGGGGCUGCCGCUGAGCACUGAGGAAGAAGAGGAGGUCGGACCCCGCGAGGUGACAGAAGAAGCAGCCGAAGGCUCGGUGACCGAGCUCACAGCGCUGGGGUCACAGCCGGGAGAGCCCCGCCGCCGCAGCGCCAUGCAGCCGGAGGGCACCGUGCUGAGCGGCGUUGCAGUUGUCAGCGAUGAGCUCUGUGGCUCCGGGAACUACACGGUGCGGAUGACCCUGCGCCCUGUGGAACGCACCAGCCUGGGGCUGCAGGGCUCACCCCCCGCCCAGGACACCUUCCUGGCUCUUGUGGCUGUGCAGAGCAGCCUCCAGCCCGUGUUGCAGCUCCGUUCCUGCUGUGUGACACCAUCCAGCAACCUGCAGGGCCCCAGUGCCGUGUGCUGCUCGCUGCCCAGGCUGCCAGCUGAAUGCAGACACAUCCAGCUACUGCCGAGCAGUGAGUCCGGAGCUGCCAGCUUCACCAUCCAGCUGUUCCAGAUGCUAAACCACUCCGUGGCCUACCUGCACUGUGAGCUCAAUGUCUGUCUGCAGGGCCACACAGGCUGUGAGCAGGAUUGCUUUGUUGGUGCAGAGCCACUCCUCCUGCCAGGGGACAGGAACAGGCAUGGGAACCCACACAACCUGGUCUCGUUCGGCCCAGUUCUGAGAGCAAUGGACAGCUUAGAGUACAAACCUGCAGAAGGUCCUAAUUCUGCCAUGCUGGUGCCCAUUCUGCUGGGAUUCCUGACUGGCUUUGCUGUCUUGGGCAGUGUUUUCAUCUGCCUUUUGUUUGGAGACCCACCCCUUGGCUCACCACGCACCUCCCCAUUCACACUGGGAGUGGAGGAGCUCCCCAGUUAUUCUCAUACACACUCAAGCAGCUGGCAGUGCCGGGCUGCCUCUGAUGCCAUGGCUUUGGGGACAGAGCAGCAAUGUGGCAGCCUCACUGUCUUCAGCAAGGAGGACUUCGAGGAGGACUGGGUGAAAGUGGCUAGCGGGGGCUUUGGGUGUGUGUACCAGGUCAAGCACAAGAAGUGGAGGACGGUCUAUGCGGUGAAAUGCUCCCCAUACCUGCUGCAAGACCCCAGCGCAGAGAGAACUAGUGUGAACUGUCUAAUGGAAGAAGCAACCAAGAUGGAGAAAAUAAAAUUCCAGCACAUUGUAACUAUCUACGGGGUCUGCAACAGCCCUCUGGGCAUAGUGAUGGAAUACAUGGCCAGAGGGUCCUUGGAGAAAAUCCUGCCCACUCACAAAAUGUCAUGGCAGCUCAAAUUCCGGGUUAUCCAUGAGAUGGGCUUGGCUAUGAAUUUCCUGCACAGCAUGACACCUCCUUUGCUUCAUUUAGACCUAAAGCCAGGGAACAUCCUCCUUGAUGGGAAUAUGCAUGUCAAGAUCUCAGACUUCGGGCUGUCCAAAUGGAUGGAGCAGUCGAGCCGAAUGCAAUAUAUUGAAAGCUCUGCUUUGAGGGGCACUUUGAGCUAUAUCCCCCCAGAAAUGUUUCUGCAGAACACCAAACCUCCAGGAAUCAAAUACGACGUGUACAGCUUUGGAAUUGUCAUUUGGGAGGUGCUUAUGCAGAAGAAGCCUUAUGCAGGAGCCAACAUGAUGGCCAUCAUCGUCAAGGUAGCAGCAGGCAAGAGGCCCUGCCUGGAACCCAUCAGUGACGACUGGCCAGGGGAAUGCCAGCAGAUGGUGGACUUGAUGAAGAGGUGCUGGGACCAAGACCCUAAGCAAAGACCGAGCUUUACAGAUAUCCCUGUAGAAACAGACAUGCUGCUGUCACUGAUACAAAGCCUUGUUGUGGAUCCGGAGAACGAGCGCCUUGUCAGAAAGAUGUCCCACAAACCUGCCAUUGCUGGGAACCAGCAGAGUGACAAAGAAGAGCUUAUCUUCUCUCAAGACACCAGAGCCAGUGGAACUGGUCACCAGGAGGUUCGUGUCCCACCUUUGCACAGUGAGAUGGAAAGCCCAGAGGACAUCCUGUAUCAGCAGAUCUGGAGAGUUCAUGAGAACGGCCUCACACUGCUUCACUUUGUGGUGAUCCAAGGAAACGUGGAAAAGGUGAAGUUUCUCCUGAGCUGCAAAGCCAAUGUGAACAGCCAGGCAGUCUGUGGCUACACCCCCCUCAUCGUGGCUGUUCAGAAGAGAUCACCAGAGAUCUGCUCAGUGCUGAUAGAGCACGGUGCGGACACCAACAUGCCUGAUGAGGAUGGCUGGACACCUCUUCACUUCGCUGCUCAGAAUGGGGAUGACCGAAUUGUUCGCCUCUUGCUGGACCACCAGGCUCGUGUCAAUGCUCAGGAGCACGACGGGUGGACCCCUCUACACUUGGCAUCCCAGAACAACUUCGAGAACGUGGCCCGAGUGCUGCUCUCUCGCCAGGCUGACUCCAACACCCAAGAGGUGGAUGGGAAAACUGCCCUCCAUGUGGCAGCCUGCUUUGGGCACGUCAGCCUGGUGAAGCUCCUCGCCAGUCAGGGAGCAGACCUGGAGAAGAAGCAGAAGAACCACAGGACUCCACUCCAUGUAGCUGUGGAGAGAGGGAAGUUCAGGGUAGUCCACUAUUUGCUGAAGAACAGGGCCUCUGUCAACAGCCUGGACCAAAACCACUACAGUGCCCUGCACCUGGCCGUGGUGAGGGGGAAGUAUCUCAUCUGCGAGAAACUCAUCAAGUAUGGAGCCAACGUCGAGCUGCGGACGGACAAAGGCUGGACCCCCCUACACCUGGCUUCGUUCAAAGGACACAUUGAGAUCAUCCACCUGCUGAAAGACAGCUGCGCCAAGUUGAAUGUCAGGGGAAGCAUGGGCUGGACACCGCUGCAUUUGGCCACACGCUACAGUGAAGAGCCGGUGGUCUGCGAGCUGCUGAGGUGUGGGGCAGAUCCCAACAUUGCCGAGAAGUCCGAGUGGACCCCCCUGCAUUUUGCAGUGCAGCGGGGCUCCUUUCUGUCCGUCAUCAAUCUCCUGGAGUGCAGGGCAGACGUCAAUGUGAAGAACAAAGUGGGCUGGACACCGCUGCACCUCGCCGUCCUCAAGGGCAACAUGGCCAUUAUAAAGACUUUGAUUAAGGCUGGUGCUCUGCUCAAUGUGGAAGAUAUUACUGGCUGCACAGCCCUCCAGUUGGCAAUUAGACAUCAGAAAGAAAACAUCAUUACGUUGCUCCAAGGCAAGGACUUGCAGAUGAAUACGUUGCAGAAUAGGACCCUGGUGAACGAUGUUCAGAUUUCAAGACCCAGAACUGUUCCAAGACGGACAGAUUUGUAGAUUCAUUGCACCUGGCAUUUAUCACUCAAAUUUUCCACUAUCAGGGCCUUAAGUCACUAUAUCCUGUCACCUGGUGAUUACAGGGGAUUUUUUUUUUUAAUGGCAAUUCUUGAGUAUAAACACUAAAGGAAUAAAAGAAAACAGAGCUAUAGAGGGAAGAUGACAAGUUAUUUUUGAGAGUGACCAAAUUUAUAGCCUCUUUUGGCUUGGUGAUGCUGGCAUUAGGCUGUGCUUCUCUGUUCUCAUACUCACUGCAUGGGAAUGGAAAAGGAUGUGUGUACUCCCCUUUAAAAUGGACACUGCUGAAAUCAUGCAUAGCAGUGCACAUAUAGAUAUCUUCCAUAUAUUUUCUUGGUUUUAUUCUUUGUUUUCUGACAGAGCAGAUUGGUGUAAAACAGCUUGUGCAGGUGGGAAUUGAGUCUUCU